AUGUCGCCAGUGGUUGUAGCGAGCGUGGUGGCUCCCGACCUCUACGAUGGAGAUGGCGGCGGAUGGAGGUUGGGAGACAAGGCUGUUUAUGGACUUAAACAAGCACCACGAGCAUGGUAUGCCACUCUUACUAAUUUCAAAGUUGGGAGUCAUCUCAUGCUUGUUCAAAUUUAUGCUGAUGACAUUAUUCUUGGUUCUACUGAUCCUAAUCUGUUGAAUUAUUUUAAAAACAUGAUGAAAAGCCAAUUUGAAUUGAGCAUGAUGGGUAAAGUCAAUAAUUUUCUAGGAUUAUAUAUUCGUCAAAGUAGAGAAUGUAUCUUUAUCAAUCAAGAGAAUUACUCUCGUAAUCUGCUUGUAAAUUUUGGAAUGAUGAAUAACACAAAAUUACUAGUACCUAUGGCAGUUGGCACUCGACUUGGUCCUUCGUUUUAUAAUCCGGCUGUUGAUCUCACGUUGUACAUGAGCAUGAUCAGUUCGUUACUUUACUUAACAGCUAGUCGACCUGAUAUCAUGUUUGCUGCUUGCAAUUGUGCUAGGUAUAAAUUGAAUCCCAGGGAACCUCAUCUAACAGCAGUCAAAAAUAUCUUUCGUUAUCUCAAAGGCACAGUUUCGUUGGGCUUGUUGCACCCUUCGAAAACAGGGUUUUUCAUUCAAGCAUUCUCAGACGUAGACCUUGGUGGAUGUCAGCUAGAUCGUAAAAGCAGGAGUGGUGGAAGUCAACUUUUGGAUGAGAAGCUCGUUAGCUGGCAAUCGAAGAGGCUAACUUGUGUUUCAAUUUCCAUAGCAGAAGCAGAAUAUGUUGUUGCUGUGGCUUGCACUUCUCAAAUCAUUUGGAUUCAAAUUCAACUACGUGAUUAUGUAAUCAACAUGAAGAAAAUUUCGUUGUAUUGUGAUUGA
Messenger RNA from Lactuca sativa (garden lettuce), 897 nucleotides. The record is from RefSeq and is a predicted model, not a curated record. Lineage: Eukaryota; Viridiplantae; Streptophyta; Magnoliopsida; Asterales; Asteraceae.